Molecule: messenger RNA, 1841 nt
Organism: Haliotis rubra (blacklip abalone)
Lineage: Eukaryota; Metazoa; Mollusca; Gastropoda; Lepetellida; Haliotidae
Exons: 12
Coding region: 165-1193 (342 amino acids)
Source: RefSeq, a predicted model, not a curated record
AACACCGGUUGUAUGACGUCAUCAACAUACCCGCAACUGUAGGCGUCUCGGCGAAGAGCGACUCCCACUGUUCAUCUCCUACCAUGUCUUAAUACAGAGUUCUGUAUUUGUAGAUGUGUUACAUGUCCUGGAAUGAUGUGAGGGAAUAAUUUUACAACACUUAGAUGCCUGGGAUCAUGAUAAAGUCAAUAAAAGAGAUGCUGUCGCCGACAACGAAGAUGGCUGCAGACACGAGUGAUGUCAGUACCGACGAUCGUGACAACAAUGAUUGUUCUCAGCGUGACCACACAGAAGAGGCAUGCACAGCCCCGGUUGAUCAGCAAAACGUUUCGAUGUCUUAUCACGUAUGUGGGUCGAACCAAAGUACUGUCAAUGAAAAUACAGCGUGUGGUGUUUUGAUCAAGGAACAAAACAUCCGUGAACAGCAUGUGCAUAAUGCAGAGCCAUCCGAUGGUGUUACAUUCUCUACUGACAAAGGUGUCAAGCCCAAAAUACGGAUAUCGGUUCCAGCAGAAAAUGGUAAAACAAUCGUGCAGGUUGAAUGUGCCAACAACAAGAUGACUCGCUGUUGCUAUGAACAAGAUGACGGUCAGGGACGGUCUCUCGGGUCAACAUGGAUUUUUGAGAAUGUUGUGCACGGACUGAUAGAAAGCAUUGUGAGCGACGGUGAUUUCAUUGAGUUCAUUGAUAAACUGAACGAACUUUAUCGUUGUAAAUUAAAAAAAAUGCACAACCAGUCAUGUCUAGUUUUGGAAUUCCUACAUGAUACUGAGGAAGAUAGAAGCAGAAUGAUUCAAGACCAAGAAAAGGUGGAGACAAUGUUUAAGAACUUUUUGCAAGGCAUUGGAAAGGAUGCUCCCAGCUGCAGUUUGCAAGUUUCCACUGAGCCGGCAACUGACAACAUCAGUGAUGCCAAAGAAAGGGCGGAGGACAAGGAAGAUGCGGCCGCCUUGCCUUCACAGUCUUUGAGUGAAGAUGCGAAAAAGAGAAAGUUACAUCCGAGAUCAUCAGGCGAGAAAAGUGAACUUAAAAAAAGGAAGUUACCUCCGAGAUCACCAGACGAGAAGAGUGAACUUAAAAAAAAGAAGUUAACUCAGGGAUCAUCAAAAGAGAAAAGUCAACACUACAAAAGUGAACCCACGGAAUCCACGUCGCUCACAGGAAUUUGCAUUGGACAUUUGACCAUUGUAUGAACAUGAUUAAUGAAAUAGGGGAACAGGUCGCUGCAUUUCUCACGUUAUAUUGGCGAGGUUGUCAAAUCAUCAUUCAUGGUAAGUAUCAGUUUCCAUUUUACGAGUUUGUUGACGUUAAGGAUACCUAAAAUGUCGUACUUCUUUAGACAGAUUAGAACAUUCAUGUAAUAUGUAUGUGGAUAAUGAAAACACCAUUUACUGUUCUUUUGGGCUUCCAGUUGUCUUCGACCCCCUCUCACUUGAACAGUGGGAAGAUGGCAAAAUGAGCACAUUCAGAUAUUUGAUUUUGAUUUCAAGUAGAUGUAGGGCAAUGAGCAAAAUAGGUAUUAAUCACUCAUUGAAACAUCUGCUGCAUUGCCUGUGGUUGUGACUACUGCCAUUUUCAUCUGACACUGGCUCAGUGGAAUGUUGGCUGUUGUUUUUGUCGUUUGCUCUGUGUUAAGUAAACAAGUUUUUCAAGAGGAAGAAUAUAUCAAUGAAACAGUGAUAAUCGAUGUAAGUUCGCCCAGUAUUGAUUGUCAUGAAAUAACUAUAUCUGAAAUGGGUCUUACACAGCAUGUAUCUCGUUAAGCUGAUCACAAUUCAGAACCACUCGUGUCCCUGUAUCUCCAAGUUCUUAUUGUUACACUGAAGCUGGAAGUUGAAUUU